AAGGAGCCAGAGACUGUGGGGAUGUUGCCGGUGACCAUGGAAAUGGAGCCACUGACUGUGGCAAAGGAGCCGGUGGAUGGGCUGUGGGAUCUGGAGGGGCCCCACAGGCCUCGCCGGGAGAGGAAUCUGGUGCUGGUGUCAGGCCAGGAGCAGGCAGUGCUGAGGAAGAACCUGGCCACCGCCCAGAGGAAAGCUCAAGAGAAGCAACUGCGGGACAGGGAGAGGCAGACACUGCGGGUCCAGGAGCAGUUGUGCAGAGCUCAGAGCCGGUCAUGUGCCGAGUGGCCGGAAGAACAGAUUCUCCAACACCACCCGAUGAGCAGCAGCAGCCGAUCCGCGGGGGACGCGGGGCGAGUAUUAGUGAGGGAGAGGCUGGAGCUCCUGCAGCACGAGAGGAGGAUUACUCUGAAAUCCCGAGGCCAGAGGAACACCGACUGGUUCCGGCAGCUGUGUGGAGCAGUGGGGGGCAGUGAGGAGCCACGUCAGACCCCAGGGGCAACGACACAGCGCAACAGCAGCGAGAUCUCAAGCACCUCACAAUAUUGAACCCCCCCCAACCCCGGGUUGUGUUUAUACGUCAGGGUUAUACCUGGGGUGUUUGGUUUAUACCCAUACCCGGAGUGUGUGCUUUAUACCCGGGGCUGUGGUUUAUACCUGGGGUGUGGUUUAUACCCGGAGGGGCCGACACCAUCAGCAUCCAAGGCUGCACUC
Molecule: messenger RNA, 711 nt
Organism: Callorhinchus milii (elephant shark)
Lineage: Eukaryota; Metazoa; Chordata; Chondrichthyes; Chimaeriformes; Callorhinchidae
Exons: 5
Coding region: 22-546 (174 amino acids)
Source: RefSeq, a predicted model, not a curated record